GUUCCAGUAAAGACUCAGCAAAAGCAAAUGCUGUGUCAUUAUUUGGAGCUCUGCAGCGUUGUUGGCAGUGCCGGAGAGGGAUUUUGCUCUGAAAUCACCAAAGACAAGGUGCUGGAUGAAGGAAAGCAGCCCAUUACGUAAGCACAAGAUUCUCACGACCCAAACCUCCAGCUUUGAUUGAUAUCUUUUCUACCCUGGUUUUAAAUGAGCUUGUGGAUAGCAGGGAUUUGAUAUAUCAUCUUCCACUUUAUGAUGAACGAUCCUUUGACCAUCUCCAGUUUGUUCAGUGCAGAUGUGGUGAACAAUCAAAUGGAAUUGCUUCCAACUGAGACUCUCUCAUUGGAAUCUUCCUCCGUAUCUCGAGUCUCUCAAAUAACUUCUGCUUCUAAUGAUUACUUCUUAAAGAAUUCGACCUUUGUUCCAAACAUUUUAACAUCGUUGGCUAACGCUAUCAUAGCUCAAAACAAUCAAAAUGAUUUUCCUCUAAGAAAUAUGAAUUCCUAUAUAACAUACCUAAUAUCCCCUUAUGUUGCUGUUUGUAUGUCAAUGGCUAUAAUCUUGAACAGAACUGUUGUUUUUGCUUCAUCAAGAAACAUCAUUAACGCAAACCGAAACCGAAAUCCAAACCAAAAUCAUUUCAAUAAUCACUUCAGAAAUAGGAAUAGAAGCGAAGGACAUCAUGUGUAUGAUCUCUUUUACAAUUACAUUGUUUCGAAUCCUGCCAAAAUAGCAUUAAGAUUGAUUGCUUGUUUCUAUCUUUUGAAGCAAGUUCGGAUAAUAUUGAUGACUCUUAACUCCUAUUCGCCAUUUUUCAAUUUAAUUUUGCCAAAUAAAUACUUUAACUACGAUCCAAAGGCUUAUAAGGACUCAUACUAUUAUCAGCCCGCAAAACUUUUACAACAAGAUGAGCUUGGUUUAUCACCUAAGAUAUUUUGGCCAUUAUAUUUGACCCUAUGUUUUAGUCAGUUUAUAGAAACCUUAGUGUCUGUAACAAGUUCUGUCUCCCCAUUUAAUGGCGUUGGUUUAACUUUGUUUGAACACUCAUUUGCCUUUCAAGAAGCUCAGUUUGCAAGACGACCAUCAGUUGAGAUCUUAGUUUUGACUUUAUCAUCAUUAUGUUCUCAAUUAAUCAUCCACAUUUUGGCUUUAUUCAAUUUAAGAAAAUACAAAUUGAUACCCACUUCAAUUCUUGGAUUUUCAUUUCUCGUUUAUAUUGCAAAAACUUUAUUCACUGGAAGAAUAAUAUAUUUUCCUUCAAUUUGUGUUUUAUCAUUUUUUCCACAACUAAUUGUUUCGUUUAUUAUCUCAAUAUCACUAUUGAUAUAUUUUUUAGCCAUUCUUUGCCAUAAUUUCAAACUUGAUGAAUUGACUUUUACAUCAAAUAAUGGCACUUUUAAUGAAUUUUUAAACUUUGAUUUAUCCGAAGAUUUCAAUUCUGCAUUGAUGCGAUGGGGUGAUUUAGCUCUAACUGCUGCUGCAAAAGCAAGCUAUGUAAAAGAGUUGCCCAAUGUCAACUUUCCAAAAACCACAUGGUUAUUCAAUGAAAAAUACAAUAAAAAUGGUAAAAACUAUUUAAAUCAUUACUCUGAACUGCUUCAAAGAAAGCUUAUUAAGGGAAUAUCUCCGUAUUAUAAUCAGGUUGAAUAUCCUUCUCAAUUACUAAAUGAACAAGUAUCUGGAAACGCAGAGCUCGAUGAAUUUGAUAAAGGUCUCAAAAAUAACUCAUCAUCAAUUUUAAAGAGAAAUUUUGAUUCAUCAAUGAAAUUGGUUAGUUAUUUCUUAAACUUAUGUAUUUCCCUAGUAUUAAGAAGAAAGAGAUUACCCAAAAUUUUAUUGAAUAAAGGAAAUAACGUCAAGGAUAAUACCAAUGAAGAGUAUGUUAAAAGUAGUCUAUUACCUGAUGGAUCAAGUAAAAAAAUUCAAAACGAAAAUAAAAAUACAGGUGAAAUUCCGAUUUUUGAUUUUGACAUUGAUUAUAAACAUAUAUUGGGAGAAAUAGAAUUUCCUGAUUAUGAUAUAUCAGAGGACUUUGAGAUUGGAAAUGAGUCAAAUGAGUCAAAUGAAGAUGAUUUCGAGCCAUUGGAAUAUGAUUCAGAAUAUGAAAGUGGAAAUGAACUUUAUAACAAUAGUAACGAUAGUAUUAACAGUUUUCAGGAAAUUCCGUUGUUAAAUUCUGGUAUUUUAGGUAGAAGGUCCAAUUUGUCAAAUGCUGCAUAUAAGAGACAGUCAAUUUUGCAAAAUAGAUCAUCAGUGGUGUCUUUAUCCCCAUCAUUUUCUCAAGGAGUUCUACAAAAUCAAUUGCAAAACAAGAUAAAGCAAGGUAAUAAUGAAAAAAAUAUAUUAGGGGAGUUGAUUGAUUCAAAAGAAUUUCAAAAUAUAUUAGCCCCUAAUAGCAUUGAAAAUAUCUCGUUCCAAAGGGUUUUAAUGGCGCAUUUAAAUGAUAAAAAUAAAAGAGUAUUAACUAGAUCUAAAUUUAAUCAAAUGGAUAAAUACCACAUGAACGCAUUAAUGGAGUUAAUGUUAGAAAAAAAUAGUAAUCUAAUGAAAAAUAGUAACCAUGAUCAUCGUGAUAACCGUAAUAAUUUCUCUGAAGACUAUUAUAAUAUACAUGAAGAUGGGAGACUGGAUGUCAACUGUGUUGUGUGCCAAACAGAUUCAAGGGAAGUUAUAUUAUGGCCAUGCAAAUGCUUUGCUGUUUGUGAGAGCUGUAGAGUAUCACUAGGUAUCAGAGGGUUUGAAAGUUGUAUUUGUUGCAGAAAAAAGGUGACAGGAUAUAGUAGAAUUUAUGUUCCAUGAUUUUUUUUCAAAGUACUAAGAACUUUUAAAUUUUUAGUUACUAUUUUUUAUUUUAAUUCUUAUUAUUUACACAAUUACUUUUAAUUUUUUUAUAAUUUUUUAAUGGUUUAGUUAACACAUCAUGAGAUAUUAAGUAUUGAUGAUUUCAGUUCUG
Ascoidea rubescens DSM 1968 is the source of this 2950-nucleotide messenger RNA. RefSeq lists its product as uncharacterized. The transcript has a single exon. Gene Ontology annotation, molecular function: ubiquitin protein ligase activity. NCBI's taxonomy places the organism in Eukaryota, Fungi, Ascomycota, Saccharomycetes, Ascoideales, Ascoideaceae. Bases 250 to 2796 code for a protein of 848 amino acids. The record is from RefSeq and is a predicted model, not a curated record. Gene Ontology annotation, biological process: protein ubiquitination; ubiquitin-dependent protein catabolic process.